This is a messenger RNA of Prorocentrum cordatum, 969 nucleotides long. NCBI's taxonomy places the organism in Eukaryota, Dinophyceae, Prorocentrales, Prorocentraceae. The record is from the annotation of a GenBank genome assembly.
AUGACCAGGCAGUGUGGAAGUGGCACGUGGAGGGCUCCCCGGUCGCCAAGCUCUGCAGCCUCGACUCCUGCGCCACGGCCAUGGCGUGGCUGCCCAGCGGCCGGGGGCCGGACAACACCUUCGCCGUGGGGUGCGCAGACGGCAUGCCGCUCCUGCCCGGGGUCGCUCGUGGCGUGCGGCCGCGAGGAGAAGAAAGUCGACGCGCACCGGGGGGCCCUGAUCUCCCUGAAGUGGUCCUUCGACGGCUCCGCGCUCGCGACGGCCGGCGAGGACGGAGCGGUGAAAGUCUGGUCGCGUAGCGGGAUGCUGAGGUCCACGCUCACGCAGAUGCCGCAGGCCGUGUAUUCGGUGGUGUGGUCCCCAGACUGCGAGAGCCUGCUCUUCGCGUGCGGGCCCAAGGUCCACCUGAAGUCGAUCCAGGCUGGCCAGAAGCAGGUGGAGUGGAAGGCGCACGAUGGCAUCGUGCUGCAGCUCGACUGGUCGUUCGUGAACAACACGAUCCUGUCCGCGGGCGAGGACUGCCGGUACAAGAUUUGGGAUUCUUACGGCCGGCUCUUGUUCAACAGUGCGCCUCUCGAUCAUGUGGUGACGGCUGUGGCUUGGUCGCCCACAGGCAAACAUUUUGCAGUUGGAUCCUAUAACAUGGUAAAGCUGUGUGAUCGCACGGGCUGGUCUUAUUGCCGUGAGUCGCCUGAGGCAGGUUCUGUAUUUGCCAUCUCGUGGUGCAACGACGGUACGCAAUUCGCGUGUGGCUGCGGCAAUGGAUCGGUCGGUUUCGCAAGCCUGGUCGAUCGCAUGAUAUCUUGGCAAAACAUGGACGUGACCCUGGACGAGAGCAACGCAAUCACCGUGCACGACGUUCUGAACGAGACCCAAGAGGAUCUGGGAGACUUCAGAGAUAGGGUGACGGACAUGUCCGUGGCGUACGGAGCACUGGUUGUCACGACGAAUAGCCAGUGCUUUAUCUGA